Messenger RNA from Haliotis rubra (blacklip abalone), 1328 nucleotides. Its product is annotated as E3 ubiquitin-protein ligase CCNB1IP1-like. The transcript is spliced from 12 exons. Gene Ontology annotation, biological process: reciprocal meiotic recombination. Bases 97 to 879 code for a protein of 260 amino acids. The record is from RefSeq and is a predicted model, not a curated record. NCBI's taxonomy places the organism in Eukaryota, Metazoa, Mollusca, Gastropoda, Lepetellida, Haliotidae. Gene Ontology annotation, cellular component: synaptonemal complex. Gene Ontology annotation, molecular function: ubiquitin protein ligase activity.
CUUCCUGUCAUGCUCAGAGUUCAUGCUGGAGAUGCUGCAGAUCUGACUGCUCUCAAGAUUUAAGCAUGAGAAUGAAAGCAAGAGAAGGACGAGGCAAUGGAUGGAGAUCUCAUAUGCAACUUUAAAAAGUGCAGAAAACAAAUCUGUUCGUUUGCAUGGGUUACUUCGUGUUCACAUGUAUUCUGUGACGAAGAUGGGAGUCGAGAAUUCAACAAAUCAGUUGUUUGUCCUGCUUGUGAGACUACUCUGUCGGGAAAGUGCGAUAUUGUAAGAAGUAACGUGCAGCCCACAGAACAGUGGAAAUCUAUGGUGAUAGCCGGACAGAGACCUGAAGUUAUUAUGGAGAUCUGCACCAGAGCACUCUCCUUCUGGACGUACCAAACACACCAAGAAAUCAUCUACCAGGAAUAUCAAGCGACAAAGCACAGGGAAAAAUCCUCACAGCUUCAACAGUACUACGAACAAAUCGUGUCAAAAACUCAAACUGAGUUGACAACCUUGAAAUCCCAUUUAAAAGUUGCUAAGAAGGACCUGGACGGUAUGAAGAAGAAGCACGGCGAGUUGGCGGAGAGGUUAUCUGAAAGAAGCAGACAGUACCAGAAACUACAGUCCUUGUACGAAUCACUCCGGCGACGGUGCAUCACACCUGCUUCCUUCAACGGGGGUGGGGAUGCGUCCAUGAUUGAUCAGACAGCCAGCAGAUUACAGAACUUCACUAUGAACCUAACCACUGGAGAUGUCUUGCGUGGGCAGAAUUCCUCGAAUCAAGGUUCUAGGGGACAGUCACCUCCGGAAAGGGAUUUUGUAUUUCGGCCAAACAACACUCCCCUGUUAGCAGAGCAGAGCAGAUUCAGUUUGAUGUUGGGGACACCAAAGUAGGUAUCAUGCACCUACAUAGAGACGAAUCAAGGGAGUGCGCCCUGAAGACCCCGGAGACAUGUUCAGUGUAGUGGUUCAAGAUUGAAAUAUCAGUUAAUUUUGGGCUUUACUGAAUUUUACAAAUGGAUUCAGUAAAUCUGACGAGUGUUAUUAAGGUCUACUGGCUUUGUAUUUGCUUUGGAGAGUUUUAGCUUAUAUAAUUCUGUAGAUUUUAGUAUUAGUUAAUAUUGAUUAGUACGAAACUGAUAUUACUAAUGAUAAACAGAGGGGAUUUACUUGACAUGCAUAUGGGGUUUGUGGUUCAUUUGAAGUCAUUUCGCAAGCUGAGGAAAUGUCCCCUACAAUGUCACAUUUAACCCUAACAUACGCCCAAUUACCUAGCCCCUAAAGAGUUAUAUACAUGUAAUAGUUUGUGUGUGGUGUGGACACCAUUUGGUAGACCAUUUGAU